CAGCGGUAUACAGUUGAAGAAUGUGACAUAUUUUCAAAAUCAAACGGAUUAUUGGUUUACUUUACGCGCUGGAUGAAGCAAUGCAUGGCGAAAUGAAGUUAAUAUGAUGGACGCCGGAAAACGUCUGAUUUGCUUAACAAUUUUUGGAUUUGCCUAUCGUGCUACAAUCAACUAAUUUACAUCUAUCGAGGUUACAUAGUGACUGUCUGUCAUGAGAUCCUCGGCCUCCCGCUUGUCAAGUUUUUCUUCAAAAGAUUCUUUAUGGAACCGGAUGCCGGAUCAGAUAUCGGUAUCCGAGUUUCUCUCCGAGACGACGGAGGAUUACAACUCUCCAACGACGUCCAGUUUCACCACACGUCUGCAGAGCUGCAGGCACACGGUCAGCGUUUUGGAAGAGGCUUUGGACCAGGAUCGCACGUCACUGCAAAAGGUUAAGAAGUCUGUGAAGGCCAUCUACAGCUCUGGCCAAGAGCAUGUGCAGAAUGAGGAGAACUAUGCGCAGGCGCUGGACAAGUUUGGCGGGAACUUCAUGAGCCGUGACAACCCCGACCUGGGCACCGCCUUCGUCAAGUUCUCCACCCUCACCAAGGAGCUCACCGCCCUCCUCAAGAACCUGUUGCAGAGCCUGAGUCAUAAUGUGAUCUUCACGCUGGACUCCUUCCUGAAGGGGGACCUGAAGGGAGUGAAGGGGGACUUGAAGAAGCCCUUCGACAAGGCUUGGAAGGACUAUGAAACCAAGUUCACCAAGAUUGAGAAGGAGAAGCGUGAGCACGCUAAGCAGCACGGCAUGAUCCGCACGGAGAUCACAGGAGCCGAGAUAGCAGAGGAGAUGGAGAAGGAGAGACGCCUCUUCCAGCUGCAGAUGUGUGAGUACCUGAUCAAAGUGAAUGAGAUCAAAACCAAGAAAGGAGUGGACCUUCUGCAGAACCUCAUCAAGUAUUACCAUGCCCAGUGCAAUUUCUUUCAGGAUGGUUUGAAAACUGCUGACAAGUUGAAACAGUACAUCGAGAAGUUGGCUGCUGACCUCUACAAUAUUAAGCAGACCCAGGAUGAGGAGAAGAAGCAGCUGACUGCGCUGAGGGACCUACUGAAGUCUUCUCUGCAGCUAGACCAGAAAGAGGACUCCCAGAGUAAGCAGGGUGGCUACAGUAUGCACCAGCUGCAGGGCAACAAGGAGUUUGGCAGCGAGAAGAAAGGCCAUCUCAUGAAGAAGAGCGAUGGGUUGAGGAAGGUGUGGCAGCGAAGGCAGUGUUCAGUGAAGGGAGGGAUGCUCACCAUCUCCCAUGCCACAUCCAACAGGCAGCCAGUGAAGUUGAACCUGCUAACGUGCCAGGUGAAGCCCAGUCCGGAGGACAGGAAGUGCUUCGACCUCAUUUCCCAUAACCGCACAUAUCACUUUCAGGCUGAGGAUGAACAAGAGUUUGUCAUCUGGAUCUCGGUGUUGACCAACAGCAAGGAGGAGGCGUUGAACAUGGCGUUCCGGGGGGAGCAGGGCGGGGGAGGGGAGAGCGGCCUGGAGGACCUCACCAAGGCCAUCAUAGACGACGUCCUGCGCACACCUGGCAACGACGUCUGCUGCGACUGCGGAGCGGCGGAUCCAAAGUGGCUGUCCACCAACCUGGGCAUCCUGACGUGUAUCGAGUGCUCGGGCAUCCACAGGGAGAUGGGCGUGCACAUCUCACGCAUCCAGUCCAUGGAGCUGGACAAGCUGGGCACGUCCGAGCUCUUGCUGGCCAAGAACGUUGGGAACAGUAGUUUUAAUGAGAUCAUGGAAGGGAACCUCCCUAGCCCCUCUCCGAAGCCAACCCCAUCCAGCGACAUGACGGUGAGGAAGGAGUACAUCAAUGCAAAGUAUGUGGACCACAAGUUCGCCCGUAAGACCUGCAGCUCCGCAGCGGCCAAGAUGAGCGAAUUGCACGAGGCCGUCAGGUCACGUGACCUGCUGUCCCUCAUCCAGGUGUACGCGGAGGGGGUGGAGCUAAUGGAACCCCUGCCUGACUCCGUACAGGAGGCUGGGGAGACGGCGCUCCACUACUCGGUGCGGACGGCUGACCACACCUCUCUACACCUGGUGGACUUCCUGGUUCAGAACAGUGGGAACCUGGACAAGCAGACUGAGAGAGGGAACACGGCUCUCCACUACUGCUGCAUGUACGAGAAGCACGAGUGCCUCAAACUGCUGCUGAGGGGGAAACCAGCCACCGACAUACCCAAUCAGAACGGCGAGACUGCGCUGGAUGUUGCUAGGCGAUUGCGGAACAGCCAAUGCGAGGAGGCGUUGGUGCAAGCUGCUGCAGGGAAGUUCAACCAGCACGUGCAUGUGGAGUACGAGUGGAACCUGCGACUGGAGGAGCUGGAUGAGAGCGAUGACGACCUCGACUACAAGCCGAGCCCGAUCAAGAAGGAUCGCUCCCCGCGUCCGCAGAGCUUCUGCCACUCCUCCAGCCUGUCCCCGCACGACAAGCUGUCUCUGCCCAGCUUCCUGGGCUCGCGGGACAAGCAGCGCCUCUCCUACAGCGCCUUCACCAAUCAGAUGUACAGCGCCUCCACGGACACGCCCCCCUCCCCCGGCACCGAUGCCCCGCCCCUGCCGCCACGCAACGCCGGCAAAGCCACCCCGUCUCCCUUCACCCUCCCCGCCAACGCCACCCCGUCCCCGGCCGGAGGAGGAGGAGUAGUAGGCACCACCAACAGCACCUCCACCUUAUCCAAGAAGAGACCUCCUCCCCCUCCCCCCGGGCACAAGCGCACCCUGUCCGACUCCCACACCCCUCUCUCCCACGCACCCCCCAGCAGAGGCAUACUGCCCCUGGGGGAACCCAUUGGGCUGGCAUCCAGAGAAUCAGGGAGCGACUCCACACCACCGCCUGUCAACAAAAUGUCUCCUAUCUCAAACAAGUUUGAGGGCAUUCCACAGGAGCAAAGCACUACAUCCUGCAACACGAAAUCUACACUUGGCCCAAGGGUUCUUCCCAAACUACCUCAAAAAGUGGCACUGCGAAAGAUUGACACCAUCCACCACCCAUCGGUGGACAAACCCAGCCAACCUCCUGAGGUCUUCCAGAAGUCUCCCGAGGUGUUCCAGAAGUCUCCUGACGUGUUCCAGAAAUCCCCUGACGUGUUCCAGAAGUCUCCAGAAGUAUUCCAGAAGUCUCCGGACGUGUUCCAAAAAGUAACACCACCUCAGGCCCCCGAGCCGCCCCACAAGGCCGAUAAGCCACACCUGAGCGACCUCCCUCCCAAGCCACAGCCGUCAGACCUGCCCCCCAAGCCCGGAGAACUGCCCCCCAAACCCCAGCUGUCCGACUUGCCCCCCAAACCCAACUUAGGAGACCUACCGCCCAAGCCCCAGCUGAAGGAUCUACCCCCUAAACCUCAGCUAGGGGACCACUCCCCGCGACCCUUGCCCGUGGACCACAGCCACAAACCACCACCGCCGUCUGUGGACGCGGGUCCCAAGCCGCCGCCCCCCGAGUCACCAGCAGCCAAUCAGCAUGCCGAUCCCCCUCCACAUCCCGCCCCUCCCUCCAGCGAGGACACCAAUGGGAGCCCGGUGUCUGCUCCGGAGACACCUGUGCCGCUGCCCAGGAAGAUCAGUGUGGCAAAGGCAAAAACCCGGCGAGUGAAGACCAUCUACGACUGCCAGGCGGAUAACGAUGACGAGCUGACCUUUGUGGAGGGAGAGGUCAUUAUUGUCACUGGGGAGGAGGACCAGGAGUGGUGGAUCGGGCACAUUGAAGGGCACCCGGAGAGGAAAGGAGUGUUUCCAAUGUCCUUCGUCCACAUCCUGUCCGACUGACAGCACGGCAACGCCGGCCGACGAUGAGACCCAUCCCCUAUCUCCCCCAUCCCCCUCCACACCUGGCGUGUGUCUCUACCCCGCCCAUCCUGAGCCACACCUCUGGUCACCGAGGGCAACACUGUAAAUAGCUGCUGGGAUGAGCGAGCAUGAAGAUCAACGUUAAAAAAAACCCAGCCCAACAUACGAAGACCACAACACCACACAACACAGCACCUGGACACAGUCACCCGCCCUCGCCUCAGUCUCGCUCACAAACAUACAAAGCUCACCAAACCUCCCACCAACUGACCCCCACCGAACCUUCCCGCCCCUCAACUGACAAAACCUGACCACCCCGUACAAGACAUGGAGCCCAUGCUGCAUCUCCACUGUUGUGGAGGUCUGGUGUGCGUAAGUGUAGUCUGUGGACAUGACAGAAUAGCUUCUCUGCUGACAAACAGUAUUCCCACCCAAACCCCCCCAAAAGUCCCUCUGGGUCGACCAGCCGGCGGCCUGGCCCCUCUGACCCCCCAGCACUUACCGCACCAGGCUCACUUGUACUGUUACUGAGUGUGUAUAUAAAGUAUAUAUAAACUGAAUGUACAUAUAUUAGGUGUGUGAGGAGUGUAUGUGUGUACGUGUGUGUGUGUGUGUGUGUGUGUGUGUGCGUGCGUGUGUGUGUUUGUGUGUGUAUAUACUUGCCUGUGUUUGUGUAUUUUUUUGGGGAGGGCUUGUGUGGGAACAAGUGCAUAAUGGAUUGAUUGGUGUUCUUUGCCCUCUUCUCCUUCUAAACCACUCAACUGGGGCCCUCCUGUGGACCCUCUGACGGGUAUGUGUGCAGUAUUAGAUGUGGACUUGGGGACCUUCGCUUGUGGACAUCAAGGAUAUGGCCACAGAGGGUCCAUGUCACCCCCCCAGUCCCCUGUGGCGGUCUGCUGAUGUCCCGCGGGACGUCAACGGCCUCUGGGGAUCAUAGUGUUUUUGUUUCCGUUUUUGUUUUGUUUUGUUUUGUUGUUGUAGUUUUUGUUUGUUUAGUUUUGAGUUCAAAUGAAGCAUCUCUAUCUCUAUCUCUCUCUCUUAACCUUACCACUAUAGCACGUCCGCAGAUGAGAUGCUUUAUGUUUCAUUAUGUGUUUGUAGUUCUCGCUUGCUUUUUGUGUGUGUUUAAAAAAAAGUAAUAAUGAUUCUGUGACAUCCACUGUAGUGGGAAGCUUUUUGCUUUUUGUUCUGUUUUUUCUUUUUUUCUCAAAAGAGGAAAAAUUGCCUGUGAAGUCCGAAGGUGGAUGCAGGCUAGCUACAGACACCAGCAACACACACACACACACACACACACACACACACACACACACACACACACACACACACACACACACUGACCCAGGAUCUCUCUCUGUCGUUGUCCCUGUGAAUUAUUGCAGUAUGUGUACAGUUCUGGGAUCAGUCCUUGGGUGCAAGCCAUUUCCCCAAACUCUCGCUCUUUCCUCCGUCCUGUCCUUGUCGGUGACUGGGGUAAAGUCAGUUUCAUAGUGGACAUUCAUUUUACAUUCAAACUACAUGAUGUACGUAUAUCAUGAAAAUAAAUUAAGUAUUGUGGCAUAUGAGGGAAUAUGUCUCUGUUCCUUAAAGUUGAUUUUACAAAAGUUUUCCGUUUUCAGAUACACCACAUUUGUAGAUUAAAUGUAAAAUGAAUGUCCAAUAUCAAACUAACUUUUAGCCCAAGUCAAUAAUUAGGACAGAGGAGAGGAUGCAAGUUUGAAGAAAUGACUUGCACCCCCUUGUCUAUCCCACCUACCCACUCACAGUUUCUGGAAUUGCCUGUCUCUUUGUCUAUGCUGCGUUUUACACUGUGUAUUUCAGCUGGUCACAAGCAUUUAUCUCCAAUGAGAUUUCACUUAAACUAAAGUCGUUAGGAAACUUUUAGCACACCAUGUACCUUGCUUUCUCCAUCAGUGUUCUGAAAAGUAUGUCGAGCGGGUUUGGAAUGGCAAACUGGAAAAGAUAGUUCCAUGGGAGAUUUGUGAAGGAGUUUACAUUAACAUUUGGGAGCUCACUGGCUAUGUAAAACAUGAUUCCCAUCUUCAUAUGUCGUGAUUUGUUGUAUUUUAUUGUUUUACCAUGAUUAUAUUUUAAAGAGUCUUACCAGGCCAUACAUUACCAUCACAAAAAACAUGAGUUGAGAAGAGAUGGUGGUACAGUGCAUGACUUGGCAGGGCAAUGAGCACAUCUGUACAAAUGUUGGAUUACAUGGUCUUUCUGGUUACCCAAUUAAAAACAAUUGUCAAAUGA
Molecule: messenger RNA, 6067 nt
Organism: Engraulis encrasicolus (European anchovy)
Lineage: Eukaryota; Metazoa; Chordata; Actinopteri; Clupeiformes; Engraulidae
Gene: asap1b
Product: ArfGAP with SH3 domain, ankyrin repeat and PH domain 1b
Exons: 30
Coding region: 212-3799 (1195 amino acids)
Biological process (GO): positive regulation of GTPase activity
Cellular component (GO): cytoplasm
Molecular function (GO): protein binding; GTPase activator activity
Source: RefSeq, a predicted model, not a curated record